Messenger RNA from Lytechinus pictus (painted urchin), 3788 nucleotides. Its product is annotated as gelsolin-like protein 2. Gene Ontology annotation, molecular function: phosphatidylinositol-4,5-bisphosphate binding; actin filament binding. The transcript is spliced from 10 exons. Gene Ontology annotation, cellular component: actin cytoskeleton; cytoplasm. Gene Ontology annotation, biological process: actin filament severing; actin polymerization or depolymerization; barbed-end actin filament capping. Lineage: Eukaryota; Metazoa; Echinodermata; Echinoidea; Temnopleuroida; Toxopneustidae. Bases 260 to 1414 code for a protein of 384 amino acids. The record is from RefSeq and is a predicted model, not a curated record.
CAUACGCAUUUUGACAACCUUACAGCGCACACGAGAAAUCCAUUGAACAAUUCCGACUUUGUGAAUCUGUGUUAAAGCUCCGAACAACCUGUUAGCACGCUGCUCGCCAUUACAAAUUCUAAAUAAACGCACACACGUUCUUUUUCCUUCUCACUUAUAUCCCCUCUCCUGCUCAUUCCUGUCUGUGGUGUUACUGUUCCGGGCUCUGUUUUUUUUAGUUUACUGCCAGUGAUUUCACCAACAUAUCAAAACAGCAACCAUGCAGAAGGCUAAGAAGUUCGACUGGAAGGAUUCAAAUCUUGCCCUCUUUGGGUCGGAUACAGAGAAACAGGUGAAGAAAGAAAGUGCAGAAAGUGAACCAGCCUGGAACGGAGCUGGUCAAGCAGUCGGCAUUCAGAUCUGGCGUAUCGUGAAAUUCAAGGUUACACACUGGCCCAAAGAAGAAUAUGGAAGUUUUUACGAUGGGGAUUCUUACAUCAUCCUUAACACAUAUAAAAAUCCAGGCGAGGAAGAUUUAGAACAUCACGUUCAUUUCUGGAUUGGAGAGAAUUCCACCCAGGAUGAAUACGGUACAGCAGCAUACAAGACGGUGGAGCUAGACACUCUGCUUGACGAUAAGCCUGUUCAACACCGAGAAGUCCAGGACAAUGAGAGCGACCUCUUCAAAACUUACUUCAAAUCUUUCACGACAAUGACUGGUGGAGCUGACACAGGUUUCAGGCAUGUGACACCAGAGGAAUACAAGAACCGCCUCUUCCACGUAUGUGGCGAUAAGAAGAAGGUCGAAGUGAAACAAUUAGCUAUCGAGAAUGCACGCCUCGAUAGCAAUGAUGUCUACAUUCUGGAUAUGGGACUCAAGCUGUACAUUUGGGUUGGCAAUGGAUCAAACAAAGAUGAGAAAUUCAAGGCGGUACAGUAUACACAAGGAAUAAAGGACAAGCGAGGAAAGGCAACAUCUGAAACCCUGGAUCAGGAUGAGAUACCAGCGAGCCAUGAGUUCUAUACAUUUGUUCCUAUGCCUUCGGAUGAUGGUACAGAUGGAACAGACAAUGGUGAAGAGGUGCAGGACACAAGUGUACCUUGUAUCUUCCAACUGAGUGAUGCAAGUGGACAAAUGGAAUUCAAUAAAGUUGCUGAGGGCCAGCUUUCAAAAUCAGACCUUCAAACUGACGACGUGUUCUUGAUUGAUGGACGUGUGAUAAGCGAUGGACCGAGCAAGAAUAAGAGGAUGAAAAGCAACGACAGGCAUUUGUUUGUCUGGAUUGGCAAGGGGGCCUCUGUCGCUGAGAGGAAAAAUGCAAUGACAUAUGCCCAUGGAUACCUUCAGAAAACCGACCACCCGUUCCUUCCAGUCACGGUUGUGAAAGAAGGUUUAGAGCACAAGACAAAGGCAUUUGAGUCAGUUUUCCAUUAGAAGAACUAAUCCUAUGCAAGAAAGAGAUAAUAUCCAAUCAGACCAAUGUAUGACCCUUCCCCCUCGCAACUAACUUAAACUAUGUUCCCAGACCCUAAUGAAAAUGGCCAAGGUCGAAAUCUGGAAUUUGAUUUUUAGAAGCUUUAAAUAAGUCUCAACAUUUGUUGUAGCUUUUGCAUGGUCCUGUUACGAUUUUAUUCUCUGUGAGUUCCUUUUUGAUCAUCAACUCAUGAAAUUGCAAUUAAAUGACAACCACGUAAAUUGCUGAAAACUUGAAUGCUGCAAGUGGCUCAUGGAAUAUCUAUGUUAGAUAUUGGUGUAAAAUUUGGCUUCUCAUAAUUAAAUAAACAAAUUUGGACCUUGGCAGAGAGAAACUGGGUUUACAAACAAUUGUAUUUUUCUUUACCUCAUGCUAUUGAGAUUUUAACAACAAAAAUAUGUGAUAAGAAACAGAAGCACUGUUGAAAAAUAUAUUGACAAAUUUCAAUAAUAUUUAAACAUAUGAAAAUCAUAAUACAACAAGUCCUGAAUACAGCUUUGAUUUACCAAUAUGACCAAUCAGGUGAAUUUUCAUAUGAGGCAAAGAACAUGAGUUUUCGAACAAAGCAGAAUCGUGCAAGAAAAAAAAUGAAUAACUCGCAUUUUGUAUUAUAUACAGAGGUGCUCUUAAAUACUUAGCAACACCAUAAAUGCCUGUAUAAACAAUAUUUUGUGUAUAAGAAUGGUUUUAUAUCUAUAUAAGAAUGUCUUAAAGUUUUAGAUUUGCCUUGUAUUUGCACUUAGUGUAGUGACAAUCCACUUGACUAUCACAUCUUGACUAUCAUUUUUUUACAUUCUUCUACCCCUUUCACUUGCCAUCCUUUCCUUCAUUCCUUCCUUCAAUAUAUAUCCCUUCAUUCCUUGUCCUUCCCUCAUCUUUAUCACCAUAAUUUUCCUCACACGUACACCCUAUAUCCCCUUAUUUUUAACAUAGAAAUGUAGGUUUGCACAGAGAUAAUCAAAUUUCACUGUAAUAAGUACAGAUUUAUCUACUUUAUAUGUGCAUUUGUACUUCAUAUUUCAAUCAUUUAGUUUAAAUAUGUUUUUAUUGUUGGGAGAUUAGUCAUGUUUGUAAGUUAGAUUAUUUACUAUUGACAAGAUAUGUGCUUCUUUCACGACCAAUUACUUGUGUAAAUGUAAGUUCCUAAGUAUUGCUCUAAUACAUCAGUCAUAUCACCUACAGGGGUAAUUCAACGGGGUGGGGGAUCAUGGGGUAGUCGCCCAUUCUUUAAUUUCUCAAGUAAUCAAGGUAGAGAAAACAAGGAGCAGAAAAUAUGCAAAUAGUAGAAAAAAAAGGAGGUAGAAGAAUAAAAACCCGACGUGAAAAGAGAAUACCAGGUUGUGUGGUUACAUUGGCAUUAUAACCUUCUUUUUUUUUAUUCAUGUACAAUUUUAUCUUUUUUCUAAUUUAUGUUGCAUUGUUAGGCGCCUUGAACAUUCCUUGAAAUUGGUAUUUUAUUUGAGAAAAAAAAAGAAACAACUCUAGCCACUCCACCCCCCCCCCCCCCCGUAAAAUGCCCGGCAGUUACCUUGACUAGAUACUAUCCUUAUAGACAAUCUGAUCACACGCAGUAUUGUAUUGGUGUUCCCAGUUUUAAUAGCUGUUUUCACUCGUUUCUAUAUAGUUCGUUUAUAACUGUACUACAAAAGUAUACUUUGUUAGCACGGGUGUAUCAAUAUUCAUCUUGGAUUUGAAUCAAAUCCAAUGAUUCUAAAUCGAGCAAAGAUGGAACAAUAGUUUUAUAUUGUUUGAUAUUUACCCCAAAAUAUAAUUAUGAUUCUUUUGAAUUCCGAAAACCCAAACCCGAAGACUAGUGACCAUCUGUUAAGUAUGUUGAUCUAUACAAAAUAGUAACUUGGUGCAUAUCUUUUUAUAGACUAUACUUUUAUAUUGAGUUUUUUUAUUUGACUGUCAAUGAUUUACAUACAUUUGUUUUAUAUGUGUAUAUUGCAGCUAUUGUUUGUUAGAAUUUACAAGCAAGUUCUCAACUAAAACUUAAUGAGAUAACAAAAUAUAUUAUUUAUUGUUUCCUGAUGAAGCAAAGUUGUCAUGCAUUUGAUGUAUGAUUUGUUUUUAAUUCAUCUUGUAAAUGAAAAAAAAAAUUACUUUUAUUUUAGUACUCAAUUUAUGCACUUUCUGUACUUUUAUUGCAAUACAGUCUACAUGUAAUUUCUAUUGACGAAAAGAGGGCUUUCUUUAUGUAAGACAAGUACCAUUUACAUACUGUAUGAAAUGUCUAUUUUGAUUAUACACUACCAGGUGUCGUAGCUGAAAAUUAUAAAAUGUUGCACUUAUUAAGGUGUUGAAUAAAAUGGAUCAUUACGUAAGGGAUAA